CUUUUAGUACAGAUGCACACCGCCAUGCGCUCCGGACACGGCAGUGCGGGGGGAAGAGACGGACCAGACGGCACCAUGACCGCACCGAGCAACUCCUACGACGUGAUCGUGGUCGGCGGAGGAAUAUCGGGUUUGAGUGCAGCGAAGCUGCUGCAAGCCAACGGGCUGAGCCCUGUGGUGCUGGAGGCCAGGGAUCGGGUUGGCGGUCGCACCUUCACCGUGCGGAAUAAGGAGGUCAAGUGGGUUGACUUGGGCGGAGCUUACGUCGGACCGACUCAGAACCGCAUCCUCCGGUUGGCCAAAGAGUACGGCAUCGACACCUUCAAGGUCAACGAGCAGGAGAGUCUGGUGCAUUAUGUCAACGGGAAAUCGUACCCAUUCAAAGGCUCCUUCCCUACUGUGUGGAACCCCCUGGUGUUGUUGGACUUCAACAACCUGUGGAGGACAAUGGACGACAUGGGCACGGAGAUUCCCAGAGAGGCGCCCUGGAGAGCUCCCCAUGCUGAGGAGUGGGACAAGAUGACCAUGCUGGAGCUGUUUCAGAAGAUUUGCUGGACCAGACCUGUUCUCAACUUUGCAAAGCUGUUUGUCAACGUGAACGUGACCUCUGAACCCCACGAGGUGUCGGCUCUGUGGUUCCUCUGGUACGUGAAGCAGUGCGGAGGAACCAUGAGGAUCUUUUCCACCAGUAACGGAGGACAGGAGAGGAAGUUUAACGGCGGCUCCGGUCAGAUCAGCGAGGGCAUGGCCAGGGAGCUGGGAGACCGAGUGAAGCUGCAGUCCCCGGUGUACCGGAUCGACCAGAGCGGAGACGUGGUGGAGGUGGAGACGCUGGACAAGCAGACCUACACGGCCAAGUACGUGAUCAUGGCCACGCCUCCCUCCCUGAACAUGAAGAUGCACUUCAACCCCGAGCUGCCCCCUCUGAGGAACCAGCUGAUCCAACGCGUCCCCUUGGGCUCCGUCAUCAAGUGCAUGGUCUACUACAAAGAGAACUUCUGGAGGGCUAAGGGUUACUGUGGCACCAUGGUGAUAGAAGACGAAGGCUCUCCUAUUGGCCUGACCCUGGACGACACCAAGCCGGAUGGGACCAAACCCGCCAUUAUGGGAUUCAUCCUCGCCCGCAAGUGCAGAAAGCUCUCCGUGCUGACCAAAGAGGAGAGGUUGAAGAAGAUCUGCGAGAUCUACGCCAGAGUGCUGGACUCGGAGGAGGCUCUGCAUCCGGUGCACUACGAGGAGAAGAACUGGUGUGAAGAAGAGUACUCCGGGGGCUGCUACACGGCCUACUUCCCCCCAGGGAUCCUGACCCAGUACGGCAGGGUGCUCAGGGAGCCGGUCGGCAGGUUGUACUUUGCAGGCACGGAGACGGCCACCGAGUGGAGUGGCUACAUGGAGGGGGCCGUGCAGGCCGGAGAGAGAGCGGCCAGAGAGGUCCUGUGUGCUCUGAAUAUAAUUAACCAGAGUCAGAUCUGGCAGACGGAGCCCGAGUCCCUGGAAGUCCCGGCGCUGCCCUUCGACACCAGCUUCUGGGAGAGGAAGUUGCCUUCAGUCGGCGGCCUCCUCAAGCUCGUGGGAGUCUCCAGCUUCCUGUCUGUGGCCGCUGCAGCCGGCCUGCUGGCCUACAAGAAGGGCCUCCUCCCCCGGAGUUAAAGGGCCCACAGCCGUCAUCUCACUCACUCCUCUGCACCUCGAAGGGUGCACGUCUCCACAGACACUCCUGUACCUCGAGAGCACUACUUUACGGCCCACACUCCAAAGCAGUGAACUACGUCCAGUAUAGGGGGGGUGUUCUUUAAGAAACACCAGUCACACGUACGGAACACCAAUGCUGUUCUCAAAAGAAAGAGUGAGACAAAGUGAUUAGGAGUGAAGAGAGAAGGAGAGCGAACUUCAGUUUAAAUCUACAAAUAAUCUGAGAUUCAGAUUUUGUGAAACCAAUCAAGGAAAAAGAACAUAAUCAAUUUAAAAAAGGAUAUAUAUAUAUAUAUAUGUAUGUACUGUAUAUAUACAUGUGAGUUUAACGACUCGUCAUGCUUUCUCUGUGUGUAUGAGCUUUGUUUGUAUGCAUGUGCACAUGCUUUGGUGACCAUGCAUUUGCGAGUGAGUUUGUCAGUUGUGUACAAAGUGUGUGUGUGUGUGUGUCUAAUUACCUCUGCUGGUUAUAGGUGCUAAUUCCUUCUGUCCGAGCAGCUGUCGCUGGUUGUUGAGAUCCAGUAACAUCAGACUAGAGGAGAGUGGUGCCGUUGCCCAUCACAAAAUCACAGACAAGGUCCAUUUUUCUAUAUUCUUCUUUUUGUCAACUAAUCUCAUCAAUACUUUUAUUGUUUACGUCUACUGAGUAUCGUCUGUGUAUCCAAAGCUGGAUUUUAUCUUCUUCAUCUGCACUUAAAUGACCCACACGGUUGCACAUUGUGACGUUUAGGGUAAGAGGGUUAGAGGGUUAGAGUUAGGGGGUUAGGGUUUCUGGGCACUAUUUUAUGUCAAUCCCACACAGUGUGUAAACCUACUACUGCAAACACUCAAUGCCACUAAUCGGUAUCUGUGGUAAAUACUCCUCUCCUCAUUCUUUUAAGCGGUGUUGGAGACAGAACCACCAAAAUUAUGCAAAUCUUGUGUUUAUUCGCCCCCAACAGCCGAAGUGACUGUACAAACAACAGUUGUUUUUGUUCCCUGGGAGGAGAUAAACCGCAGAAAAAUAAAAUUGAGAGAGUUCUCGCUUUACUUUCUGCAGUUAGUCUCCUUUAAACCUCUUUUCCCCUGUGCAGUGAUGAAGUGAAGUCAAAACCACCUCGGGAUGAAUUCAAAUAUAAAAAUAAAAAAAUCAACUCGCCCAUCAAGCCAAGUCCACUUAAAAUAGUCCCAAUGCACUAUUCACUCCUGUUUGAGUACCAUUCAACCUUUAACCACACAUGUCAAGAGAUGUACAGUACAUCUUCAGGAGUGGCGGACAGGGGCGGGACGUUAGAACGUAUUUAGAGACGGAGAAAAAUCAUUUGUAGUUUACAUGGGAUUUUUUAGCAGUGAGAAACAAAAUAAGAGAAAUGCACUAAAAGCCUUGUCCUUUCAUUAAAACUUGUAUUUAGGGGUAAUGGAGUCCUACCAAGCUGCGCUGUUAUCUUUUGGUAAAUGUAAUGGAGGCAUUUGAAUGUAUUUUAUUCAAACUAGAUAACAUUAUCAAACAUUACUUAUUCUCAUAAUUACAGUAACACAGUGGAGGGUGUUGUCGUCAACUAAACAGCACAAUGAGACAUUUGUUUAAAAUCUUAUUAUUGGAAGACAUUUUCUAGCACUCUGAAGGCCUCCAAAAAUAAUAGUGUUACUAACACUUACAUUAUGGCGCCUAACCGAUGCUUUACUGUACCACUGCUAACGCGUUUAAAGCAUGCAAGAUGUAGCUCUUGUUUUGUGCGAGUACAUUUCAGAUUUAUUAAGCGGCACAGAAAAUUAGCCUCUUGGUGAAAUACAUUUAGGAAAGAACCGGAUAAUCAUUCUCACAAAGAUUAUGCAGACAGUUUGUAGAAACAGAAUUCUUGCAACACAAUUCUAAAAAACACGACAGAGUACUUGCACUAAAUGGUAAUUGUUGCUUCAACAACAAUCCCCCAUGAGUUGCACUUAGAUUUCAGCACUUGUGUGUGUGUGUGUGUGUGUCUUGUUUUUCUGUUGUGCCUUAAUGGAAGUCCUAGUGUUUUUUGUCAUUUCUCUCAAGUGCCUGUGUGAUUCUGCACUGGAAAAUAGAUGUCAGAUUGACUGCGGUCAUGGGGUUAAUCCUCGGUAACCAUCGAUACACGGCGACGAGCAAGACGACCCCGUGUCCCAAAAUAUAACCCCUCCAUGUCUAAGCGUCCCCCUGUACCUGAGUUACGUCCUCAGUAUAAACCACUCAGGUAAGGCCAGGCUGAAGGUGCCAGACGUGAAUAAGCGAGCUCAGACUGUUGAGUUGAUCCAAAUGCUUAUCUCCAGUGAAGCCAAGUCUGUGUGUGUUUUGAAUUGUGAUUCCAGUGUUUUACUAUGUGUCUCCCUCCUCCAUUUAUCCCAGCACAUACACUCACAUUAAAAAAAAAAAAAUUCUCUGAAAUGUUUCGACUCUGCCGACACAUCCGAUCUGUCUUCAAUUCUUUUGUGGAGAACGCGGGACCGGUCCUCCGCCCCUCUGUGCAUUCGAGACUUUACCUGUGAUCCCCGUUAUUUGAUGUCUUCCAUUCCUCAAAACAAAGCUCUUGAUGUUCAAAAGAGAAGGAAAAAUGUGAAAUAAAUCUACUAAAAUAAAUCGUCUUGAACCGAA
Messenger RNA from Pseudoliparis swirei, 4285 nucleotides. It is a transcript of the gene maoa, whose product is annotated as monoamine oxidase. Gene Ontology annotation, molecular function: oxidoreductase activity. The record is from RefSeq and is a predicted model, not a curated record. NCBI's taxonomy places the organism in Eukaryota, Metazoa, Chordata, Actinopteri, Perciformes, Liparidae. Bases 13 to 1650 code for a protein of 545 amino acids. The transcript has 15 exons.